This is a messenger RNA of Helobdella robusta, 786 nucleotides long. RefSeq lists its product as hypothetical. Bases 1 to 786 code for a protein of 261 amino acids. Lineage: Eukaryota; Metazoa; Annelida; Clitellata; Rhynchobdellida; Glossiphoniidae. The transcript is spliced from 6 exons. Gene Ontology annotation, biological process: proteolysis. The record is from RefSeq and is a predicted model, not a curated record. Gene Ontology annotation, molecular function: metalloendopeptidase activity.
AUGAUAAUAAAGUUAUCCAUCCACCCUGGCAUCUUUAUCAAAAUAUGCCAGCGAAUCUACCGCUCAGUAAAUGUUUUGGGCGUGGCCCAACUUGGGACAGCUUGCACAACAAAGGCAGUGGGUGUGGUGAUCGACAGGGGACAAGAAGAUACUAUCCAAGUGGCUGCACAUGAGAUUGGACAUAUUCUGGGUGCACCUUACGACGAAGAGAAAGGAAAUACGUGUCCUGCCAGGUAUAGGUACAUCAUGNCCGCCAGGUACAAUUCAUUCGGCAGAAAUAACCACCACACAUUUUCUCCUUGCUCCAUGGAGUAUUUCCAGAAUUAUGCUCACAAAUUAGACAGACCUGACACCUCAGUGCACAACAAAAACACCAACCCACUAUGGCAAGCCCCCAAAGAGACAUGCACUCAAGAUAAGCAUGCCCAAUGGUGCAAUGAUUAUAUGAAAACUGAAAAAACUAGAAAAGCCUAUUGCAAAGACUACAUUAAUUCCUGCUGCAAAACGUGUGCUCCGUACGUUUCAGAAAAAUCUUUAAGUAAAUUGGAAGGAAGUAGAUCAAGAGAACAAGUUGUAGAUGACACAGAAUUAAUAAUAUUAGUAAGUUCUAGAAGAAUUACUGGAAUAAAUACAGAAAAAGAUUCAGUAUGUUUCUCGAUGAAUCUUACAAACAAAUCGAUUUUGAAAUUUGCUCUGAACUUCAUAAGUGAUGGAGAAGUAGUUAAAGAUCGAGGAAGAAAAUUCCAAAGAAAACGACCAGGGAAAGCAAAAGCAGAUUUAGCAUAA